This is a messenger RNA of Equus quagga, 3351 nucleotides long. RefSeq names its product patatin like phospholipase domain containing 5 (gene PNPLA5). Gene Ontology annotation, molecular function: triacylglycerol lipase activity. The transcript has 9 exons. Gene Ontology annotation, biological process: triglyceride catabolic process; lipid homeostasis. Gene Ontology annotation, cellular component: lipid droplet; membrane; cytoplasm. NCBI's taxonomy places the organism in Eukaryota, Metazoa, Chordata, Mammalia, Perissodactyla, Equidae. The record is from RefSeq and is a predicted model, not a curated record. Bases 53 to 1288 code for a protein of 411 amino acids.
GCCACGCUUCCCCGAACGGCGCCCCAUCCCGGCCCCGGCCCGCCUCGCCGCCAUGGCGUGCUUCGAGGAAGACGGCAGCUGGAACUUGUCCUUCUCGGGCUGCGGCUUCCUAGGCCUCUACCACAUGGGCGUGACCCAGUGCCUGAGAGAGCGCGCCCCGCGCCUCCUCCAGGGCGCCCGCCGCAUCUAUGGCUCCUCGUCCGGGGCGCUCAACGCCAUGUCCAUCAUCGUGGGCAAGUCGGUCGACUUCUGCUGCUCCCGCAUCCUGGACAUGGUCAAGCAGGUGGAUCAGCUGAGUCUGGGCGUCUUCCACCCUGCCUUCGCGCCCAUCGAGUACAUCAAGCAGCAGCUGCAGGCCGAUCUCCCAGCUGACAUUCACAUCCUGGCCUCCCAGCAGCUGGGCAUCUCGCUGACCCGCUGGCCUGAUGGCCACAACAUCAUAGUCACUGACUUUGCCAGCCGCGAUGAAGUCAUCCAGGCCUUGAUCGGCUCUUUGUACCUUCCUUUCUACUGUGGGGUGAUUCCUCCCGAAUUCAGAGGGGAGCGCUACAUUGACGGGGGUCUGAGCAACAACUUGCCCUUCGCGGACUGCGCCUCCACCAUCACCGUGUCGCCCUUCUACGGGACAGCGGACAUCUGCCCCCAGAGCACCUCGGCCAACAUACAUGAGCUGAACACCUUCAAUGCCAGCUUCCAGAUCUGCACCAGGAACUUAUUCCUGGGGUUCGCCUCCCUCGUCUCUCCCGAUCUUGAGGUGGUGGCCGACAAUUGCAGACAAGGGUACCUGGACGCCCUGAGGUUCCUGGAGAGACGCGGACUCACCAAGGAGCCGGUGCUGUGGACGUUGGUGUCUAAGGAGCCCCCGGUCCCAGCUGAUGGGACCCGGGACACUGGCCAUGACGGAGGCCAGCAGACGGGCCUGUGUCUCAACUGGGCGGUGCCCAACGUGCUGGUCAAGGACGUGCCGGAUUUUGAGCAGCUCUCGCCAGAGCUGGAGGCUGCGCUGAAGAAACAGCGUGCGCGGGACCCCCGCGCCUGGGCCCGCUUCUGCCGCUCGGGGCCCGGGCGGGCGCUGACCUACCUGCUGCUGCCCGCCACGCUGCCCUUCGAGUACGUCUACUUCCGGAGCCGAAGGUUGGCAGUCUGGCUGCCCGAUGCGCCGGCUGACUUGCGUUGGAUGCAGGAUGUGCUGAGGAGCUUGGCGCUCGAGGUCUGUUCCAGGACGAAGGACCGGCUCCUUAGGCUGGUCCGGACAUGGGAUCCAGCACUGGACCUGAAUUGCCUUUGACCUCCCACUUCCCGGUUACUGCCUCUAUUAAUGUAGCCUCAGAAUGAAUGAGCUUGUCCUGAGCAACGCCCGCGAAUUUUGCUGAGGCACGUCCACCAACAGUGCCAUGCUCUUCCUUGAGCCUGGCGAUGGCUCAGCCGACACAGCAGACAGCCCAGGAGCUGAUCCAGGUCAGACUCCCCCAUUGUUACCUACACAUCCUCCUGACUCAGAGCUCUGGGGUGUUACAGAGUGGAGGAGGGGUCCUGGGCUCUGAAUUUAGGGUGACCUGGGUUUGAGUCCCAUGUCUGCAACUCAGCAUUGAUGUGACCCCAGGACAUCCCCUCACGUCUCAGUGCCUCAGUUUCCCUCUGUAUAAGAUGGAGACAAUAACACAUAGCUCAUGGAAUAUUUACUUGAGAAAAGUAAAUGUUCCUUGCAGACCAUAUUAAAUGGUAGGGAUUACUGCUCAGACAGGGGGAGCAGGGCGUGAAGGGACACUAACUACACUUCCACUCUCUGUUAGGCGCCAGACUAGGAGGACCACUUGGCCUCCUUUGAGCCUCACAUCGCCCCUGCGUGGGAGAUAGUCCAGACAAAACUCAACAGGCUGCAGUUGGGACCUGGACCCAUUUAAAGUCACAGCCCUCUCUGGACCCCGUGCUGUAGCCUCCAACAAGUAUGCUGAAGUUGUGGGUCCACCACCCUCCUCUUUCUCCCAGUGUUCCAACCAAGGGACACUGGCCUCUGGAGCCCUGGCACAGCCAUGGCUCCCAUUCUUGAGCCACGUUCCUGGGCUGGCUGAAAGCCCCCCAGCCUGGCUUUCUGAGUGCCAGUUAUUUACUGAGUAUGUCCUGAUGCCUGAGGCAGAUCCCUGACUCAAGGAGCUCACAUGUCUCUAUUGCUAUUUCUGUGGAGGGAAUAGGGACUCUAACCCUCACAGGUGUACAUCACUUUACAGGUUACAAAGCCCAUCACCUCAAUUAAUUCUCACAGCAACCCUGGGAGGUAGGUAUUAUUGUCCCCAUUAUAGGUAAGGAAACUGAGGCACAGAGAUGUUAUGUUCAUUGGCAAGUGGUAGAGCUGGAAAUGCCCAAGUCUGUGCUCCAGGCGGCAGGAAGCUCCCUAGACCGUCACAGCUUCUUUGUGCACCUGCUCUGUGGUGCUGGGCAGCUUCUUUCCUCGAUCAAUUCCUCAUUUCUAUGGCUUUAAAAUCAGGGUUUUAGUUUUGGACUAGCUGGUUUCUAAGGGGCCUCCAGCUCUGCCCUGAGCCCAUAACACAGACAAUCACCACCACUGUGGUCAGAGGGAGGAGAGAUGACUCCAAGAGGGGACCAGCCACAGAGGAAACGGGUUUCUGAACAGGGUCUUUAUGGAAGCCUAGAAUUUGGGUUGGCAGAAAGUCAUUCUAGGAGCGGGGACUGCAGGAGCAAAGGCAGGUUGGCGGUGGCCCAUCGUAAGUUAAACUGACAAAGAAUCUGAGGCCAGAGAGGUGAAGUGCCUUGUCCCAGGUCCCAUAGUCGGUUGUGGUGGAGUGAGCAUUCGGGCCCAAGUCAGGCUGUGGUUCCACCCUGUCUGCACACUAGAACCCAACCCUACCCAUGCUGGGUAGGAAUAGUGAUGCUCAGGACUCUUCUGCAGAGAUUCUGAUGUAAAUGAUGUGGAUCCGUCUGCGCAGGACUGGGUUUGGAGCCUGUAGCUCCUGGGCAUGGGUAUCCUCAGGGGCCACUCUGUGGGUGUGGCCACCUUCCUGAGCCAGCACCCUGUGCCUCAGACUUAAUGUCACCUGUGGCAAGCAGGUUGGUAUGUGCCCACCUGUGGCUGGGUUCACGUGAUGCUAGUGGGGUUACUUCUGCCCCAGCACUAAAUCCUGGCUACCUUAGGGAUCCCCACGCAGUUACCUCAACCCCUCUGAGUUUUGCAUCCCGUCCAUAAAUUUGAUUGUGUACAUUAAUCAGGUAUUUGGUGAUGUUAAGGCAUCAUCAUUACUUUUUGCUUGUGUUAAUGUAUUGGGAAUAUGUUUUCAAAGAGUUCUUAUCUUUUUUUUUGGGAAUUAAUUUUUAAGAAUUUUCUUGGAACCAUAA